AUGCGGAGCAAAAAGAAUUCAGUGAAGAGUGCUCACACGACGCGCAAUGAGGAUGUUUUGGUCUGCACGGCAUCACCAUCAGGUGAAAAAGAAAACCGUCAAACGGUGGAUAAGGAUGGUAAUAUCCCUAUCACUGAUGAGGCACAACGGUUAUUUGAUACCGUACAGAUGCGAGUACAAGAGAGCAUUGACAAGACAAUUAGAGAAAUUGCGUCAACGAUGAAAGAGCCCACAGAAGAACCGCGAUGGCCGCUAGCUAUUCGAAUAGCAAAUACAGGAUAUCAGUUUCCAGGUUGUUAUGAAAUCAAUACCUGGUAUAGCGCUCCAUACCCUCAAGAAUACGCACAUGUGCCGAUAUUGCAUAUUUGUGAAUUUUGUCUCAAAUACAUGAAAACGGAAACGAUACUGGCGCAGCAUUUGAAAAAAUGUGAAUGGCGUCAUCCGCCUGGAAAUGAGAUUUACCGAGAUAAGAAUGUAUCUGUAUUUGAGGUGGAUGGGAAUGUUUCAAGGUCAGUUUACAUGACUUUUACGAUUCAGUUGCCUUUACAAUGAUU
Messenger RNA from Strongylus vulgaris, 554 nucleotides. Lineage: Eukaryota; Metazoa; Nematoda; Chromadorea; Rhabditida; Strongylidae. The record is from the annotation of a GenBank genome assembly.